AAAGUCCCCUGUCCCCACAGGAAGUGCGCUGACCAUUGGAGGAAUAAAAGAGGCACCUGCGGAGCCCCAUCCUCACUCUCCCAGCACAGCUCAGCAGGACCUCAGCCAUGAGACGUCUGCUCCUGGUCCUCCUCUGCAUCUGCUGUCUCACCACAUCCAUUGUGGAAGGUGUGGGGAGUGAAGUUCCAGAUAAGAGUAUCUGUGUCAGUCUGACUACCCAGCCACUGCCAGUGAACAGGAUCAGGACCUACACCAUCAAGGAGGGCCCCAUGAAAGCAGUAAUUUUUAUUACCAAACGUGGCCUAAAAGUCUGUGCUGAUCCACAAGCCAAGUGGGUGAAAACAGCAAUCAAAAGUAUAAGUAACAAGCCCAGCACCAGAAGGAGCACCACCCAGACCCAGCCUACAGGAACCCAACAGUCCACCAGGAGAGCUGUGACCCUGACUGCAUAGUGGCCCCUCACACCUUGUCCCCUCCCAGCCAACCAGCUCAUUUCACUUUAGAAGCUUAUGGACUUAGGCUAUGUUCACUGUCUAUGAAAAUGCUGCAUGAAUAAAAUUAUUUUCUUAUAUUUUUAUAUUUUAAGAUUUUUCAUAUUCAUUCUUAGAA
Messenger RNA from Oryctolagus cuniculus (rabbit), 609 nucleotides. Its product is annotated as lymphotactin. The record is from RefSeq and is a predicted model, not a curated record. Gene Ontology annotation, cellular component: extracellular region. NCBI's taxonomy places the organism in Eukaryota, Metazoa, Chordata, Mammalia, Lagomorpha, Leporidae. Gene Ontology annotation, biological process: antimicrobial humoral immune response mediated by antimicrobial peptide; positive regulation of cell migration; positive regulation of GTPase activity. Gene Ontology annotation, molecular function: chemokine activity; CCR chemokine receptor binding.